UCUAAUCGAAGGUAGUUGUUCAAAUGGAUUCCUACGAGAGGACACGAAUGUCUGUCCACCACCUUUCCACUCUUUAGAGGCACGAAUGGGCUGCUAAGAAGCAGCACUCUGCCGAUUUCGUCCAUUUGUUCAAGGUUUUAUUUUCGCAGAGCAGCCAAUCACGUCCCCCGUUGACUCUGCGUAACGCGAGAUGCAUCCAAUCGGCGCAUGCGCCUCACGAACGAGCGUGGUUUGGCAAAGAUGGCGGCGAGCUCCGAUUUGCUGGGAGAUGUUUUCUUCAAAACAGAGGGGGACGAAAAAGUGAGAAGUGAGCUAAUUGGAUCUCUGGACACCGAGUCAACACAAGAAAGUCACGUUAACUCAACGGGUAGAGCCCAGUCUGAAACAAAUCACGCUGACAGCUCGGCUAUUCGCAGUAGUUUUAAUAUUCAGGGCAGCAAAAUGGGACUUUCACAACAAGAGCUUGCUAAAGCAGGGGCAGGAGUUCAGAGAGGUGUCAGUAGCAGCUCGGGGUGCCUCGUUCCGAGGAUGGACGGAGCCGCGGGGAUCACCCCGGCGGUUGAAGCGGUUGUUAACCCCGCUCAGAGUCAAGCCCAGCCGGCGACAGCCAGCGGAGUUGUCGCGGGGGCGCCAGACGCCGCAUCAGGGCUGGAGAAACCCGCGGGAGCCCAAAGUUUGAAUGGAAGCGCCGCGGUGACGAACUGUCACAUCGCAGAGAGCAGAGCUGACAGCUCGCAGCCCAACGGACCGGCUCCCGCGUGCAAGGAAGAGGCAGCGGUCAUGCAGCCCAGCACGAUUAUUCGAACUACUUUGGGUGCUCCGAACGUCCCUUCCCCCGGCGUGGUUCCGGCUCAGCCCGGCGCCAGAACUGUACCCACGGUCACGCUGGUGAAGCCGCUCGUGCAAACUUCCUCCAACAGCCCGGUUUUAGCCUCCUCGUCACCGGUCAUCAGUGUUUCCAGUGGCUCUCCCGCCACUAAGACGGACUGCCCGAAAAGCGUCAUUCUGACCGGUGCCCCCGCCGCGCCAGGUGCCACGGCGACCAUCAGAAGCCCCGGCGUCUGGCCAAACCCCAGGACGGCCGCCCCAUCGACCAUCGCAGCAGCUCCAGGUGGGGUUCGAACCCCUGCUCCACAGGUGCUGGCUCCACGGCUCAGUCAGCCCCAACAAAACACCACCAACAUCCAAAACAUCCAGCUUCCUCCAGGCAUGGUCCUGAUCCGCAGCGAGAGUGGGCAGCUGCUGAUGAUUCACCAGCAGACCCUGGCUCAGAUGCAAGCCCAGUCGCAGUCACAAAGUGCCAUGACGCCACGGCCUGCAGCGCCCACCAGCACUCCUCCCGUGCAGACCUCCUUACAGACUCCGGGUGCUCCACUGCUGACCCGCCCUGUUACCUCCACCACUAUUAUAAAACAAGCCUCCCCAGUCCAGACCACAGGGAUCGCCACCACUGCGCUGCAGAGGCCUCCUGUACUGCAGAACACGGUCAUGUUGGGAGUGACGGCCUCAGGACAGCCAAUCGGAACGCCCGCCAAAGUCCAGCCUGCGGGAGCAGCACCUCAGAGAGUGGGACCGGGAACAGCCGUCGCUCCGACGCCAGUCUCAGCUGAAACACUGGAGAAUGUGAAGAAGUGUCGAAACUUUCUGUCUACGCUCAUCAAGCUGGCAAGUGGAAAACAGUCGCCGCAGACUUCAGCGAACGUCAAGGAGCUGAUCAAGAACCUGCUGCAAGCAAAAAUAGAGCCUGAGGAUUUCACCAGCAGGUUAUACAAAGAACUAAGCUCCUCCCCUCAACCGUACCUGGUUCCCUUUCUGAAGAGGAGCCUCCCCGCGCUCCGCCAGAUGACCCCCGACCCGGAUGCGUUCAUCCAGCAGAGUCUGCUGCCUCUGCCCAGCACGCAGCCGGCUGCCACGGCCUCCACGGCCCUCACCGCUGUGGUUCUGCGGCCCCCUCUGUCCACCACGGUCACCACAGCUACAAGCACAGCCAAAGCCACAGUCAUCAGCCUCACUCAGACUCCUCAGAGCAAACCUGGGCUGAUUGUUUCUCAGCAGCAGGGCACCAUGGUGAGGCCGCAGGUGCCACUGGCUCAGUCUCCUGUGGUGACAAUCAGAGGACAGCCUCAUAGCCGGAUAAUUGUUGGUCAGCCACAAGUGGUAAAACAGCUCACAACAGUUCCAGCUGUGAGACAGACUUUGGCUCCAGGGGUCAGAGGAGUUCAGGUGUUCGGCCACGCUUCAGUCGCUGAUGCUCAGAAGAACAAAUUAAAGGAAGCAGGAGGCGGAGCUUUCAAGGAUGAUGAUGACAUCAACGACGUGGCGUCCAUGGCAGGGGUCAACCUAUCGGAGGAGAGUGCCCGCAUCCUGGCUACCAGCUCUGAGCUGGUUGGCAUGGUGACUCGCUCCUGCAAGGACGAGGCCUUCCUCUCCACCCCGUCUCUCAGCCGGAUAGCCCUGGAGAUCGGUAAAAAGUUUGGCGUCAGCGAGCUGGGCACCGACGUGAUCAGCUACAUUUCUCAUGCAACGCAGCAGCGGCUCCAGAACCUGUUGGAAAAAGUCUCACAAGUGGCUCACCACAAGAACGUCGGCCUGAAGGAAGAUGAGCGAUGUGAGCAGGUCAGCGAUGUCAGAGGUCAACUCAAGUUUUUUGAGCAGCUGGAUCAACUGGAAAAGCAGAAAAAGGAGGAGCAGGAAAGGGAGAUCCUCUUGAAGGCUGCUAAGUCCCGGUCAAGGCAAGAAGAUCCGGAGCAGCUCCGACUCAAACAGAAGGCCAAAGAGAUGCAGCAGCUGGAGCUGGCUCAGAUCCGGCAGAGGGAGGCCAACCUGGCAGCCCUGGCGGCCAUCGGCCCGCGGAAAAAACGCAAAACCGACUCUCCCGUCAGGGGGGCAAGCGCAGACGGCUCAAGUUCAGGCCCCUCCCAGCCCGGAGGCUCAGGAGGCUCCAGACAGUUCACACGUCAGCGCAUCACUAGAGUCAACCUGCGGGACCUGCUCUUCUGCCUGGAGAACGAGAAAGAAACCAGCCACUCGCAGCUGCUCUACAAAGGGUUCCUCAAAUAGCAGCCACGUUGGGAUGAAGGACUGUGCAGCGACAGGACCACACAGGUGUCUCACCCUCAACAGGUACCCGCUCUGAUGUCAUCGUGCCUCUCGCUCCGUUUUUGUUACCAGAACACGUCUCAAACGGCAGAUUUCUGGAAACAAAAAUGUUAAUUUAUCUCUUUUUUAUUGUAUAUUAUCAGCCCAAAUGUAUUUGUUUUACAGAGACUAACCUGGUUUGUCAUCUGCGCAGCUGCCUUUCUAACACUUAAACCAUGUAAGCCAUAUGCUGUAUGCAUUUAAUACCUGACAGGUUUUCUUGCUUAUCUUUUCUGGAUGAAACAGAAAAGCUUUAUACUGUUUUUUUAUGUGGGGAUUGAUCUCUACGCAGAAUGAGCUAUUUGUGUUACGCUAUCAGUCACAUGUUCUUUUUUAAUGAUGCCACUAGAACAUUUAAUUCUUUUUCACUUCAAUCUUUUAAUUGUUAAUUUUUAACCAGACAAUGUUUAAAAAAUCAUUUCCUGCACAUUUAUAAGCCAAAAUCUGAAUUUGAACUUAUUUCUUUCAUUAUUGACAGGAAGUGAUUUGACUUCCUUUUGUUAUUGUCACUUAAAAAAAAAGUUUUUAUCAGUAUUUAUAUAUUUUUUGAGCACAUAAAAAGUUCUGGACUUGCUUGACAUGUUGAAGUAUCUUAAUUAGUAAAUUUUAUUAUAAAAAAAACAAACAAUCCAUUUGUAAAUUUUUCAGGUGACGACUUGGGUCUAAAAAAAGAAAGUGUUUAUUUUCCAUGUAAAUAAAUGUGCCACAGAUAUAACACUGAUGUGCUUUUUACCCAUGUGUACAUUUGUACAGCUCUGUGUUUAUAUGUAAAUAGACAUUUAAAAAAGUUUUUAAUGGCUAUUUUAUAAAUAAUAGAAUGAUCUCUAUUAAAAAAAUAAACAAAUCA
This is a messenger RNA of Oryzias melastigma (Indian medaka), 3985 nucleotides long. RefSeq names its product transcription initiation factor TFIID subunit 4. Gene Ontology annotation, cellular component: transcription factor TFIID complex. Gene Ontology annotation, biological process: transcription initiation at RNA polymerase II promoter; DNA-templated transcription. The record is from RefSeq and is a predicted model, not a curated record. Lineage: Eukaryota; Metazoa; Chordata; Actinopteri; Beloniformes; Adrianichthyidae. Gene Ontology annotation, molecular function: DNA binding; protein heterodimerization activity; RNA polymerase II general transcription initiation factor activity. The coding region runs from base 208 to 3060 and encodes 950 amino acids. The transcript has 16 exons.